Nicotiana tabacum (common tobacco) is the source of this 831-nucleotide messenger RNA. Its product is annotated as 3-hydroxyacyl-[acyl-carrier-protein] dehydratase FERN, mitochondrial. NCBI's taxonomy places the organism in Eukaryota, Viridiplantae, Streptophyta, Magnoliopsida, Solanales, Solanaceae. Gene Ontology annotation, cellular component: mitochondrion. Gene Ontology annotation, molecular function: (3R)-hydroxyacyl-[acyl-carrier-protein] dehydratase activity. The record is from RefSeq and is a predicted model, not a curated record. Gene Ontology annotation, biological process: fatty acid biosynthetic process.
CACAAGCUUGAUUUGGUUUACCCUAGAGCCGCCCUUGCCUUUGAAGUUUGAGAAAGAUGCUUAUAAAACGUAUCCUUUCAUUUUCUAUUUCUUCAUAUGGCUUCUCAUCGUUGUCCACCUGCUCGAAUUUGUUAAAAAGCAUUUUAAAGCAAGCAAGAACAUUUUCAGAUGCUGAUAUUAUUGAGUAUACCAAGCUGACACACGACGCCAAUCCAUUGCAUUUUGAUGCUGAAUGCGCCAAAAAUGCUGGUUUUAGUGACCGCCUUGUUCCUGGGAUGCUUGUCGCUUCCUUAUUUCCUAGGAUUAUUGCUGCUCAUUUUCCAGGAGCUGUAUAUGUUUCACAAACCUUGCACUUCAAAUUACCUGUUUAUAUUGGAGAUGAGAUCAUUGCUGAGGUACAAGCAUCAAGUGUUAGACACAUGAAAAACAAGUACAUCGUGAAACUGUCAACAAAAUGUUUCAAAUGUGAUGGUCCUCUGGUAAUUGAUGGUGAGGCAACAGCAAUUUUACCAUCUCUGGUCAUGGAACCAACAAGUACUUCCAGCUGAUCGGAAAAACCUUUGCUUGUCUGCUAAAGUCUCCUAAAAUACUAGCAGCCUGCAUAGUUGUCUGCUUACUAUUAAGAAAUACAUAGGGAAUAAUUGCAAGUUUGCAACCUCGAUGAUAGAAUUUGAUGUCAUUCAGUUCAGAGCCUUUAGGUCAAGUCACCAGUUAGCACUGUUCUGAGCCUUUUGGUUAAGUCACCAGUUAGCACUUGAGCAUGAAAGCGAUUGAGCUGUAAAAUCUUAUUAGUACUCUCUAUUCUGUUUUAUUUCACCUUCCUUUCUAGUU